CCACGAUCUAGGUUUUCUAUAGUCUCCAAAGUGCUCUCCAGAAUAUCUCACACUCUUAGUGACGAAAUCUGUUCACUACCGUCACCAUGCGUCUUCCAUACAUCCCGAACCCACCAGAAUUCAUUGAGGAGGCGGACAAGGCCGUGCUCGAGCGCAUCAAGCAACGUCGAGGAGAAAAAGGGUUGAUUGCACUUGACCGAACAUUGCUUCAUUCCCCUCCGGUCGCUGAUGGAUGGAACUCCUUCCUCGGCGCAAUCCGCACACGCACCUCCCUCCCACCCUCGAUCCGCGAAACAGCAAUCGCCCGCGUCGCCGUACUAAACAAAGCAUGGUACGAGUGGGAGUCUCACAGCCCCAUCUUGCGUGCUGCUGAAGGAAUCUCGUCAGAGCACAUUAAUGCAGUUCUCAACUCAACGCCGCGGACUGUGGGCAAGGGGAUUCAAGAUGAAAGGCAUGCGGCGGUGUUGUCGUAUACGGAUGCCAUGACGCUGGAUAUCAGUGUACCAGAUGAGGUAUUUGCAGAGCUGAAGAAGCACUUCAGUGAACAGGAGGUUGUCGAAAUUACUGCGACGGUUGCGGCAUAUAAUUGCGUGAGCAGGUUUCUGGUGGCGCUGGAUGUGGGCGAGACGAAUGGGCAGAAGGGGCCGGAGAAGGAUUGGGAGCUUUAAGUUAGACAAAGGUUUGAAU
Macroventuria anomochaeta is the source of this 687-nucleotide messenger RNA. RefSeq names its product 4-carboxymuconolactone decarboxylase-like protein. The transcript is spliced from 3 exons. The coding region runs from base 87 to 668 and encodes 193 amino acids. The record is from RefSeq and is a predicted model, not a curated record. NCBI's taxonomy places the organism in Eukaryota, Fungi, Ascomycota, Dothideomycetes, Pleosporales, Didymellaceae. Gene Ontology annotation, molecular function: peroxiredoxin activity.